Molecule: messenger RNA, 976 nt
Organism: Drosophila innubila
Lineage: Eukaryota; Metazoa; Arthropoda; Insecta; Diptera; Drosophilidae
Gene: Prosbeta7
Product: proteasome subunit beta type-4
Exons: 3
Coding region: 87-884 (265 amino acids)
Cellular component (GO): proteasome core complex
Source: RefSeq, a predicted model, not a curated record
AACUGUUCGGCUUUCAUUUGUGCCUGUCAUUCUGCGACUCUUUGCAAAAUUCCAACUUGAUUUCUGUGUGUUAUAAAUUAAAUAAAAUGAUGAACAAUAGCUUUGCACCACCAAUGUGGCAAAAUGGACCGGCACCCGGCCAGUUCUACAAUUUCAUUGGUGGCAACGCGCCAGCACAGCUGCCCCGUGAAUUAACAACUGCAGGUCCCUUUGGCACCAAGCACAGCACUGCUGCCAUCACCACUGGCUCCUCUGUGCUGGGCAUUAAAUUCGAUGGCGGUGUCAUGGUGGCCGCUGAUACAUUGGUCUCCUACGGAUCUCUGGCACGCUAUCAGAACAUUGAUCGUGUUUUCAAGAUUAAUGACAAAAUAUUGAUCGGUGGCAGUGGAGACUUUGCAGACAUACAGUCAAUUAAGCGUAAUAUCGAUCAGAAGAUGAUCGAGGAUCAGUGCUGCAAUGAUGGUGUGAUCAUGAAACCCAAGGCUAUGGCCACCUGGAUGACUCGCGUCCUCUACAAUCGUCGCUCGCGCAUGAAUCCUCUUUACAUCGACGUCGUUGUUGGCGGUAUCGAUGAGAACAAUGUACCCUUUUUGGGCUCUGUGGAUCUGCGUGGUCGCGCCUAUGAUGAUUAUGUGGUUGCCACCGGUUUUGCACGCCAUUUGGCCCUUCCACUCGUACGUGAGCGCAAACCUAAAGAUCGUGACUUUACCUUCGAGGAAGCUAGCAAUUUGAUUCGUGAAUCCAUGAAGGUGUUGUACUAUCGUGAUACACGCAGCAUGCCAAGAUACACAGUGGGCAUUUGCUCUGCCGCCGAUUGUAGCAUUAAAGGUCCUUUUAAAGUCGAAGAGAAUUGGACCUUUGCUGAAACCGUUAAGGGCUACUAAGCGGCAUUUAAAUAUAUACAGAAUGUAAUUAAGCACACACAUGAGACACAUUUACAAAAUAAAGCCUGAGGUUCUUUUGGAAAAUAUAAAAA